AGUAUGAAAUGCUGAAAGAAGAUAAGAUGAUCCCUAUAAGUAGCUAUGCUCGUACUAUGGUCACGUCGAUGACUGAGUCUUUGAAAAUACCACGUUUUGGCUUUUGCGAUGAGGUGAAUUUUGAUCGAAUAAUGACAAUGCGGGUGGAGCUGAAAAAAUUUGAAGUAACACACAGUGUUCGUAUGAGUUUUAUGCCAAUUAUUAUCAAAGCUGUCUCACUUGCUCUGAAAAAAUUUCCAAAACUGAACGCUGUAAUGGACAAAAAUGUAGAGAAUGUUAUUUGUAAAGCAUCGCAUAACAUAUCAAUAGCUAUGGAUACUCCUGAAGGUCUUGUGGUACCAAACAUCAAACACUGUGAACAGCUCACGCUGUGGGAAAUUGCUGCGGAGUUAAACCGUCUUCAAGAAGCUGGGAGUAAAAUGCAAAUAGAUCCAGAAGAUCUGAAGGAUGGAACAUUUACAUUAUCCAAUGUAGGCAUGAUUGGUGGUACUUAUCUUGUUCCGGUGAUUAUGCCACCUCAGCUUGCGAUUGGAGCAAUUGGACAGAUUUCAAAAUUACCUCGAUUUGAUAGACAGGGGAAUGUUUGUGCUGCCAGUGUGGUAAAGUUUUCGUGGGCUGCAGAUCAUCGUGUUAUUGACGGUGCCACCGUAGCACGUUUUAGUAACCAAGUAAAGCGGUAUCUUGAGAAUCCAUCCAACAUGAUCGCCGACUUGAGAUAAACAAUGAUGAAUCUUUGACUGUGCUAACCCAUUGAUGGAUGGAUCGGAAAUGUCCGGUCGCAAAUGUCUGGUUACUCUGUAUGGUUACUUGCACUAUUCGUACAAGUCUUUUACCUUAUUUCGAUCGAAAUCUUACUUGCUUAUCCAUAUUUGUCGAUUUUAUACUAUGUGCUUAUUACUGUUAUUUUCUGACGUAUCAGUGCGAUAUAUUUUAAGCGGCUCACGUGUUGUAGCGAAUUUAUAUGCUUAAGAUGAAUAAAAAAGAUGACGAAAA
Molecule: messenger RNA, 993 nt
Organism: Loa loa (African eye worm)
Lineage: Eukaryota; Metazoa; Nematoda; Chromadorea; Rhabditida; Onchocercidae
Exons: 6
Coding region: 9-719 (236 amino acids)
Cellular component (GO): cytoplasm; mitochondrion
Molecular function (GO): lipoic acid binding; acetyltransferase activity
Source: RefSeq, a predicted model, not a curated record